Molecule: messenger RNA, 811 nt
Organism: Xiphophorus hellerii (green swordtail)
Lineage: Eukaryota; Metazoa; Chordata; Actinopteri; Cyprinodontiformes; Poeciliidae
Product: trypsin-like
Exons: 6
Coding region: 68-811 (247 amino acids)
Biological process (GO): proteolysis
Molecular function (GO): serine-type endopeptidase activity
Source: RefSeq, a predicted model, not a curated record
GGAAGUUGUGAACAGAGUUUAAAAUCUGCUGCAGGACUGCAGACAUUCACAGGAAGCUGGACCAGCAAUGGCUCUGCUGAAGGUUCUGCUGCUCCUGGGGCUGGGUGUUUCAGUGAACUCAGAUGUUUCUCUGGAAAAGAGAAUCAUUGGAGGUCGAAACUGUCGUGACAGAGAGCGUCUUUAUCAUGUUCGGCUGGAGAACAUCAAGGGUAAUAUAAAGGACCGCUGUGGAGGUUCUCUGAUCCACCAUCAAUGGAUCCUGACUGCAGCUGACUGCUGGAAGGCUGAGCCAGGAUGGACUAACAUAGCAGUGUUAAAAGUUCAUCCACGGACUGCUGGGCAGCAGAAUCAUGUAAUCCGACAAGCUCCUGUGAUUUACGGCCAGCGGCAUGACAUCAUGUUGCUGAAGCUUGAGACACCAGUAACAGAUGUCCCACUUGCUCGGCUACCGGACUGCAACAAUCGACUUAAAGUAGACGAUGUUGUUCAGCUGGCAGGAGAGGGAGCAACAACAACCGGCCCCAAUAAUGAGCGAUUAAGAAAUCCUUCUAUUCCAACACAUCUUCAGUGUGUUGACAUGGAAGCUGUUCGGGUUUCCCAAGUCCAUCAGGCACAUGGCCAUGUAUUCUAUGCCGAAGCACCAAACAAGGAUGUAUGCUAUGGAGAUUCUGGUGGAGCAGUGGUGUACAACGACAUGAUUUAUGGUGUGAUCUCUUUUGGGGGACCAGACUACGCAUGUCAGAAACCAGCUAUCAUCAUGGAUGUGUGUGAAUACCUGUGGUGGAUAAAACAAACAAUUGGGCUUCAAUAA